AUGGCAUUCCUUUGGCUCUUGUCCUGCUUUGCCCUUGUGGGGGCCACCUUUGGCUGUGGGGUACCUGCCAUCCAACCUGUGCUGACGGGUCUGGCCAGGAUUGUUAAUGGAGAGGAUGCUGUCCCUGGAUCCUGGCCCUGGCAGGUGUCCCUGCAGGACAAGACUGGCUUUCACUUCUGUGGGGGCUCUCUCAUCAGUGAAGACUGGGUAGUCACUGCUGCCCACUGCGGCGUCUCGACAUCUGAUGUGGUGGUGGCCGGAGAGUUUGACCAGGGCUCUGACGAGGAAAAUGUCCAGGUCCUGAAGAUCGCAAAGGUUUUCAAGAACCCCAAGUUCAACAUGUUCACCGUGCGCAAUGACAUCACCUUGCUGAAGCUGGCCACUCCUGCCCAGUUCUCUGAGACUGUGUCCGCCGUGUGUCUGCCCACUGCUGACGAUGACUUCCCUGUUGGGACAGUGUGUGCCACCACUGGCUGGGGCAAGACUAAGUACAACGCCCUCAAGACCCCUGACAAGCUGCAGCAGGCAGCCCUGCCCAUUGUGUCCACUGCUGAAUGCAAGCAAUUCUGGGGAUCCAAGAUCACCGACGUGAUGAUCUGCGCAGGCGCCAGCGGUGUCUCCUCCUGCAUGGAUGGGCAGAUGCCAACAGAUGCUGCCCACAGCGAGCCCGCUAUUACCACCAGCUCCGGUGACUCUGGUGGCCCUCUUGUCUGCCAGAAGGAUGGAGUCUGGACCCUGGCAGGCAUCGUGUCCUGGGGCAGUGGCGUCUGCUCCACCUCCACUCCUGCUGUGUACUCCCGAGUCACAGCCCUCAUACCCUGGGUUCAGGAGAUCUUGGAAGCCAACUGA
Chionomys nivalis (European snow vole) is the source of this 849-nucleotide messenger RNA. Its product is annotated as chymotrypsinogen B. The record is from RefSeq and is a predicted model, not a curated record. NCBI's taxonomy places the organism in Eukaryota, Metazoa, Chordata, Mammalia, Rodentia, Cricetidae. Gene Ontology annotation, molecular function: serine-type endopeptidase activity. The coding region runs from base 1 to 849 and encodes 282 amino acids. The transcript has 8 exons. Gene Ontology annotation, biological process: proteolysis.